AUGAGUGAAUCGUCACAGCCGGGGACGCCGUCUGCUGGCGUCCAGCGGGAAUCAGGCUCCGCAAGAACAGCUUUACCUUCUCGGCCCAUGUCGAGUAAAAAUCGCGAAACUACACCAUCUGGGGCCAUCAGCUCAGCUCGAUCUUCGGUUGAACACGAUGGUUACAAACCCAAGAAUGCUGAGGGAAAUGCCCCUUCGAAUUCAAACGAUAGCCCAGGCAAAGACGAAGAGGUAUCGUCAAGUGGAGGCAGCCCAAGAAGCACGUCAAGCGUGCCUAGAAUUAAAAAACUGGUAUUAUCUGGGGUAAAUGCCCAAGGACAAGGUGGACAAAUCUGCAGCAACUGCAACACCACUCGCACUCCCCUCUGGAGGAGAUCUCCGCAAGGGGCUACCAUCUGCAACGCGUGUGGCUUGUACCUAAAAGCUCGAAAUGCUUCUAGGCCGACAAGUCUGAAAAAGCCCCCGAAUCUGGUAUCUGCUGGCGGUUCGGCUCAACCUCCUGCAAAGUCGAGCUCCUAUUCUCCACAAAAGCUGCUGCCAAACGUCGCUGGUGCAACCUAUGUGGCCGCCGAUGCAACUCAAUCGGGCACCUGUCCAGGCGGUGGCCGCUGCAACGGCACUGGCGGCGCCGAGGGCUGUAACGGCUGUCCUGCAUACAACAACCGCAUGUCCAAGAGCGCUCAGCUCAACGUUGGGCAGCGGCAAGGCGGAUGCCACGGCCGGGUGGAAACCAAGAAUGAACCCGUUCCAAUCGACGUCAAUGCCCUCCAAGCGCAAGAUAGAGACACGACUGUAAUCAUUGCGUGCCAGAACUGCGGGACAACAAUCACGCCGCUUUGGAGGAGAGAUGAGGGUGGGCAUACUAUCUGCAAUGCCUGUGGUCUAUAUUACAAGCUCCAUGGCGUGCACAGACCAGUGACUAUGAAAAAAGCCACCAUCAAACGACGGAAACGCGUGAUACCUGCGGCCCAUGAUGAGGACAUGGAUGAAGGCAUGGAGGACAUUGAAAGUCAUCUGGAGCAAACUCCAGAGAGAGGAACCAUGAAUGAAGAUGGAUCUAUAAAUCUAGGUCUUCGACGGCGCCCCGGCCACCCCCUGACCAUCGAACCGGAGCCGGCCAUGCGAUCGAGUCGAAAUACUUCGCCAUUACCGUCUGCGUCUGCGUCGGAUCUUGCAUUCUAUCACCAGCAUAACACCGGUUCACGUAGUGUGCCGCCUUCUCUCAACGACGAGAAUAAAUUAGCGCCGCUUGCCCCCAUGAACUCGACUAUAGCCGACGACAGGCAAUCGUCCCUAUCCCCCGCCUCCUUUAUUUCCUCGGCACGAAAACGAUCCUUCUCCGCCACAGAGGCAGAUUCCGACAACGGUGCAGAUAACGGCCACGAAAGCGCCAAAAGGAUUUCGUCCAUCAGAUCCAUUCUUAAUCCAUCAACAGCUGCCGAGGAGUCACCAGUUGCCGGUCCCACAAGUGCGGAUCGUGGAGAAUAUGCGCUACCGCCGCUGAGAUCUCCUGGGGCAAGCAUGUCCCCGAGACUACCAGGCGCCGGCGGAUUUACGCCACUUAAUGCAAUGUCCAGACCUCGAGAUGCCGAUACGGAGAAUGAACGAAUAAAGGCAGAGCGCAGGGCAUUACUAAAACAAGAGGCUGAAAGAAUGCGAGAAAUGCUCGCGGCAAAAGAACGCGAACUUAUGGAACUAGGA
This is a messenger RNA of Trichoderma atroviride IMI 206040, 1701 nucleotides long. RefSeq lists its product as uncharacterized. Gene Ontology annotation, biological process: positive regulation of transcription by RNA polymerase II; negative regulation of transcription by RNA polymerase II. NCBI's taxonomy places the organism in Eukaryota, Fungi, Ascomycota, Sordariomycetes, Hypocreales, Hypocreaceae. The record is from RefSeq and is a predicted model, not a curated record. Gene Ontology annotation, molecular function: zinc ion binding; DNA-binding transcription factor activity, RNA polymerase II-specific; RNA polymerase II cis-regulatory region sequence-specific DNA binding.